This is a messenger RNA of Gamsiella multidivaricata, 2535 nucleotides long. RefSeq lists its product as uncharacterized. NCBI's taxonomy places the organism in Eukaryota, Fungi, Mortierellomycota, Mortierellomycetes, Mortierellales, Mortierellaceae. The transcript has 2 exons. The coding region runs from base 1 to 2535 and encodes 844 amino acids. The record is from RefSeq and is a predicted model, not a curated record.
AUGCCCCGCCAUCCACGAUUAAAUUGGACAAAGGAGAAGACUCGAAAGGAGGAGCGUACAGGAACCGAAGAACGGGCGUCUACCACCGCGGAAAUCCCUGGCCCGUCCUUGUCGAUCUCAGGUCCUACUUCCACGCCAAUGCCUCUACCAUCUUCUGCGUCCGCUCCAUCCUCCUUCUCGUCUUCAUCCCUCAGCAUCCCUUCUAUCAUACUUCUACCACUACCAUUCCCGCCACAAGAGCGGCAGCAACAGCAGCAGCAGCAGACCCAAGGAACGCGAACAACUGUAGAGAGCUCUGUUGUCGAAGAGCCAAGUGAUGAAGAUGAAAAGGAGGAGAAUGAAUUCGAAAUUGAUGUGCGAGGUCGACGAAAAACGGUGGCACAGUUUACGGCUGAGAGUCUUGGCGGUGAGGGUGACGAUGGCGAGGAUAAGAUCCUGAACAUCAAUGUGUUUUUGGAAGGCAGGUUUGGGUUUGAGUAUGGGGACUGGCGUGGGCGUGGGCGUGGGCGCGGGUUGGGAUGUGAGCAGGAUUCUUCUGGAAAGAAGAAUUCACGGACAGAGUCAGCGGCACCGGAAGCAAGGAUGGCCGCUUCGGCUGCUGCAAACCCAGAGGCAGCAGCAGCAACAAUAGCCUCCGAAGCAGAUCAUGGAGCAACAUUGGAUGUUUUUGACAACACAGCCUCGACGGCAGACUCGGUAGAAGGACCCGCUUCAGUAGCAGCAACAGCCAACUCAAGCUCGGACGUGGAUGAGAUGCCGAGGUUUACAAGUCUUGCGGAAUUUACUCGCUGGAUGACGGCAACAUCGAAUGUAUGCUCUGUUCGAGGGCGUCGGUUGUCGUCGACCUGGUCUUCAGAAGCCGCGGGGCAGCGUACGCAGGCGCGGUCGAGGGAAGCGAUUGUGGGGAUGGCGAAGACGCUGAAUUCGUAUGGUAAUCGGAACCACCACCACGGUUACCACGGUUACCACGGCGGUCGUAGUGGGGUUUUUGUGGUUGGGAGGGGAGGGGAGCAGGAGCGAGAGCAGAUUACGGCAGUAGAUCUGGAGAGGAUGGUAGUGGACAGUGAUGAAAGGAGCUGUUUGAGGCUCUCUGGGAAUGUAUACCCGGAGGACGUUGCCGUCGAGAAGAAAGUAGAAGAGCAAGACGAAAGACUGAUGAGGAGAAGACGGAGUAGAGAGGAUGAUACUCUGGCAAGGAAGAGGAAGCGACAGGAACCGGGGGCUCCUGAGUGGAGACCUAAGCGAAGAGAGUCAGUGGAACGCAGGAUGCCAGGCGCACUGCCGACUCCGGUUGUCUUUGUGGCCAGGACGGGUUCCUCGGCGGUGCCUCUUCAGUUUCCGUUUCAUCCUGAAGUCCGGGUCAACGGCGCAACCACACUCUCACCAACCACCGCCUCUAUUUCAGUCCAGGUCGGCGAUGCGACUCCAUCUCCGCCCGGACAACCUUCCGCUCUUUCUCCAACACAAGACGAUCCUCCAACCCCACCUGAAUCGCUAAUCGCCAGCCCAACAAAUCCAGCAAAUGCUCAGCUGCCUCGACCGAGUCUCAGCUGCCCUGUACGCUAUGCUCUGAUUCGCAAAGGUCCCGAAUCCUUUGCCGAGGGUCUGAAAGACACGGUGCAGGAACGACAAAGGACACCACUCGAACAAUGGGUCGAAAUCGCUGCGCCUGUUCAAGCGAUCAUGCUCAAGAUCUACAGGUUCGUCGCUCGGAUCAUGCGCCAAGGAUUUGACUGGUCGAUCCUUGGAUGGUGUAUCCAGCAAUACCUGCGCCGAUUUGAUUAUGGCUACGACGAGAUCCUGACGGUCGUGCCCUACCCGGGCGAUGGACUCGGGCUUGAAGACGCGGACACGCCAGCAUGUCGUGUUGAGGUCUACGGGAAGCGAUCGCAAAGGAUGUGGGCGAGGUUUGCAAGGUGGCGGAAGCAGCAUCGGAAAUGGUGUGCGAAGCAGGAGAGGAAACGGGCAAGGGGACUGAGGGAACGGAACUGGGUGGGGAGGAUGAGACAGAGGGUUUGGGGAUGGAAAGUGUGGGGCGUGAUGAAGGCCUUGGCAAGGGCUUCACCCGUCGUGGAAGAACUGUUGAGGAUGGUUCAGGCGCCGGAGGAGACGGUUGAGGAGCGGGACUGGAGGUUGUUUGUGGAAUGUGGACAGCGAGAGGUGUUUAGGGCAGAUGAGGAGAUGGCGGGUGAUGAUGAGGAGGAGCAGGAGGUGGAGGAAGACGAGGAGGAGAAAAUGAGGAGGAGAGAUGAUGGAGGGACGGUGGGGGCUGUGAAGACGAGGGAAAAGGACGAGGGGAUGUAUCACCUAAUGCAGCUGAGGAGGAGCGGGCGCGUGGAGAUGUGUAGCUGUGGAGGCCAUAAUGGAAGGCAGCAAGGGCGUGCGCGCAGCAUUGAGUCCAGGGUGCGUGAGGAGGGACGCGUCCGCGGCGGAAGGGUUACGGCAUCGACGGCGAGGAAUUCGAUCGCGCAGUUCAUCGGGAAGACGACGGCGCGUCAACGGGCGCAGCAGCGGGCGCGCAACCAGAGGAGAUAA